GCUAACGCAGCUGCCGCUGGAGGUCUGGGCACCCCUGGGCUGGUCUCACUGCCUCUCCGUUCAGUUCUCAGGAAGAAGUCUCCCUCCGUGGGCAGCCUGGACCGAGAAGGGCUGAAGAUCGAGAUUGGGGACCAGGUGCUGGUGGCGGGGCAGAAGCAGGGCAUCAUCCGGUUCUACGGCAAGACGGACUUUGCGCCGGGUUACUGGUUCGGCAUCGAACUCGACAAGCCCACGGGGAAACACGAUGGCUCGGUCUUCGGGGUCCGGUAUUUCAGCUGCUCCCCUAAACACGGAGUCUUUGCCCCACCUUCCAGGGUCCAGAG
Messenger RNA from Chrysemys picta bellii (western painted turtle), 323 nucleotides. The record is from RefSeq and is a predicted model, not a curated record. Lineage: Eukaryota; Metazoa; Chordata; Testudines; Emydidae.